Messenger RNA from Patiria miniata (bat star), 2453 nucleotides. It is a transcript of the gene pih1d1, whose product is annotated as PIH1 domain-containing protein 1-like. Gene Ontology annotation, biological process: box C/D snoRNP assembly; rRNA processing. The coding region runs from base 20 to 985 and encodes 321 amino acids. NCBI's taxonomy places the organism in Eukaryota, Metazoa, Echinodermata, Asteroidea, Valvatida, Asterinidae. Gene Ontology annotation, cellular component: cytoplasm; ribonucleoprotein complex; R2TP complex. The record is from RefSeq and is a predicted model, not a curated record. The transcript is spliced from 7 exons.
GUUGUCAAGGACUGUAAAAAUGGCGGCGCCCAUGACAGAUUCAAGUCUGCUGAAUCUCCAAAAGGAAUUCGGCGAAAAUGAAGAAGCUAUGGAUGAAGAAAUCAUGUACAGAAAGUUGCUUAUGCAGGCAUCUGAGAUGCAAGGGCUGGACCCAAACGGUCCUGCACCAACAUACCACAAGGUCAAGCCAGUGCCAGGCUUCUGCAUCAAAACCAAGAACGACAAGAAAGAGAAGGUUUUCAUCAAUGUGUGCACGUCAAGUGAGCUUCCAGCACCUCUAGACAUCACAGAGGAGGAAUUGGUAAAGAUCCUCGAUUCGGAUGAGCCAAAUUAUAGGGUGCCACUGAGCAUUGGUGAAGGACAUGCAGAAAUGGACAAGCAUGGAAAAGGUUGUUCUGCUUAUGAUGUUCUCAUCAACACCAGCUUCUACGAGAAAGUUCAGAAGAGCAACCUCUUCAAAGGAUUCUUGAUCUCCGUCAUCUUGGAAGGGUUGGAAAGCAAAUACCAAAUUCUGCUGGAGAGAAACUGGGUACAGCUUAAGAACAGGAAGAGCCUAGGCACCCUUGCCGAGCACAACAUCCGGGCCAAGUCCAAACCCAGGAUCCUGGAGAUGGAGUCAGCCAGUGGAGAUAGUCUUGGAAUAAGUGCUCAAGAGAAGCCCAAGGCAUCCUUGAUCACGGAGGUUGAGAGCCCACAGGAGGCAGGCAGCACCGCCCCAGAGCCGGCCUACACUAUAAUGCGGGAGCCUGUGGAGGGACAUCCUGAGUUCCUGGUGGUUGAGAUCAAGCUUCCCGGAGUGAGAACGACCAAGACAUUAAGCUUAGACCUAGGUGAAGACCGGGUGCUGCUACAUGCCCACCCCAACCGGUAUCACCUAGACAUCUACCUGCCCUUCGACGUGGACACGGACGAGAGCGGGGCACAGUUCAACAAAGACAACAAGGUCCUGACUCUCACCCUUCCUGUGCUACCUUUGUCAGUGUGAAAGCGCUAGCUCCAGGUUAGUUAGGAUAAUGAAUGGUACAUUUAAAUAAGGGGAAUGCAGCUUUAAACACCAAUCUUUAACAUCGCUGACCAAACCCUCCUGCUAUUUAAACAGCCACAGACAGUCAAAAUUCACUUCCACUUCCCCUGCUAUACUUUUAACACGAGCUACUCACAAGCAGUCAGGUCAUAUGUCGAGCAAGCACUGUGACUUGUCAAAUGGUCAACAGACAAAGCAGGCAAGUUGUGGCCACAGCUGUUUUAUCACUCACCGGGAGUCAAAGCAUAGCUGCAUCACCUCACUUAAACAGUCGAAGCCAGUUAAUUCUGCUUUAUGUAGGUUGGGAAUUCAUAACUGUUGAAAAACAGUCACUUGUUUGAUUUUGACGGAAAGGACUACUUGGCACAGAGUGUAUGUUUGCUCAGACCACCCACGUGACAGGCUUUCGACCAAUAGGAAUGGGUAAACUCAACUGUCUCAGGUAUUUAUGACUGGUUAGUCAAGUGAGAAAAUUGGGAAACGCUGAUCAAGAUUUUUUUUUACAUUUCAAGCAAAUAAACCAUUUCCUAGUUGCACUGUUUCUCAGUGUGGAUAAUUUUGAGAACUGUUAUUUCAUGGUGGACUUUUAAGAUCGUUUUGGCUAGAUUCAGCGCAUAAAUUACACCAUCAACAGUGAAACUGCGAAGAGGCACCAAUAUUAGAGGACGAUUGGACACCAUCUUACAUUGCGCACGCUGAUGUGUGCGACACGCUGAUGUGUGCGGGACGGGACCAGCAUAUAGGGCUCGUUCAAUGACGGCCAUCUCUGUAGGAGAACUGCAACUACGUAUUUUACGCAAUCAAGCACGCAUUGCGCAGUGUUGAAAAUGUUCCAAACACGCUCGCUUGUUGCUCGAAAUGUGUUCGAAAUACAACGCAGCUGAUGCGUAUUAUGCAAGUUGACGCUCAAAAUGCCGAUGCAUGUGAAUGGUCUGUUGGAAAUGACGUCAUUUGAACAAGACCUAUUACCCUUCAAUUCUUGCUGUUACUUGUUGGGGUUACACAGCGCCCUCGUUUGUCAAUGCAUGGAGUCUGAAAUGGACACGCUUUGGCGAUAUUAUUUUGUAAAGUUUCCUUUUAGUUAUUUUUGGUACAAUGUCUACAUAAAUCACUUACAUGGCAAGCAUUGCCCAAGAACCAACAAGAGCACAUGCUCUUACACAGGGCCCUAGUUGCCCAGAGUCCACAUUGGACUUCAUCAUUUUCAGUUUCUUAUGUUAUUUUCCUUUUGUUCAAACAAAUUUGUAUGUUCUUAAUCAGAUUCAUACAGACUUAUUUGAUGUACAGAUAAACGUCCAUUUUAUUUUCAGUUCCAAGUUACAAUGUUAUUUCCUUUUUAUUUAAACAAUUUUUUGUGUUGUAAUUCAGAUUCAUACAGACUUAUUUGAUGUUCAGAAAUACAUAAAUUUUAUAUUUCAGUUCCACGUUA